CAUCCUAACACGUUAAGCUGUCAUUUGUCGGAAUAUAUUAGAAUUUGCUGAAGGAGUGAUGGUUUAUAAUUUAUAAAACAGGCAUCAUUUGUAUUUCAGGAAUUCAUUUGGUUUUUGAAUAUUUUUUGGAUAAAAAUCAUCCAAUUUCAUUUUCUUACACUAAUUAGCACUAGGAAAUGGUGUGUGGUGAAUAACGUGAAUAUGGAAAGAAUCAAUAUUUUACUGAGGAAAAAAUCUGUACCUGUAUGAGGUUCCAUCCAAAGCACAGUUUGAGUUCCUAGUGUAGUUGUUAUUAGUUAGAAAAAUCAGCAUGUACAACAAUUAUCCAAACUCUGGUUAUCAGAGUGCAUAUCCCCAGUACCAGCAGAGUUAUGGUAGUGGUUAUAGCUAUCAAGGCUAUGCACAGUAUCCUAAUCAGACAACCCAGCCUAUUCUACCUGGAGAAGGCACAGUGACUUCUACCGAAUGGGGCUCGGCCACAUACACACCAACACAGAAAGAUGGGUUGUCUCCUCGAUAAUGGGACCGCCAGUCGCAGCAAAGGCUCCAGCAGAAAUAGAAAUGCGCAGUUUGAAAAAGUCACAAUUCAUUCAAUUAUUUCCUAUAUUCUUGUCGAACAAGUUGCUAAUAUACUUUUUUCAGCAGUGGCCCAGGAGAUGCAGCAACAGAAAGCUCAACUGACGAAGCAACGAGAGGAUUACGUUCGGAAAGCUUCUGUGUUGAGACACGAAUUAGAACAACUUCGAAUCCAAAAACAGGAACUUGUUGGAAAUGGCAGAUCGCCGGAUCGAGAGCUGGCCAAUAUUCUUAGGCAGAACGAUAAGUUGCAGGAAGAGAUCCAGGGCAAAAUGAAGGCCAUACAUAACGUCAUCGAGAUGUUGUCGAGCAUCAUUAAAGACGGGCAAUCGAUAGCUGACCUUGAAGCUUCACUGAUGAAAGCUGAAGCACCACAGCAGACUCCACCUAUAGAUCAGUCUCGCUCCUACUCUCGUUCAGAACUGACGGCUCAGCUCAGACAACAGAGCGAGGCACCAGAGUCCCCAAAGGACUCCAUGGAGAAAUCCUGCUACGUGCACUACGAUACCGGCUUGCACUGGUGUCGGUCUUGCGACGAGUUUCCGGAAACCGCUAAAGAUUUUCUUCUGCACUUGCAGGACAAAAAACACAAAGAAGCGGCGAAAGAGAAUGAUCACGAUAGUACUCCUUGGCAUAAGUUACCCGCUGAGCCAGUCCUACCGUCGCAUGAGGGCGCUCCUGUCAAGCGUAUCCCGAUCAAAGGUCUGCAGUUUUUCAUCUCUGCGCCAUCUUGGUAUUGCAAAUUGUGUGAUGUCUGGAUCGGAGAUUUGCAUUGCGCAUCCCAUCAUCUGAAGUCUCAAGCACAUUUUCAAAAUUAUGAGAAUUUCAUCGCCCAAAAUCCCCACUGGGAAAUGGAGUGGCUGAAAGAUCGCGAGAAAUCAAAGACUCGGCAAGUAGCAGCCCAGGAAGAUUCAUCUGAAUCCGACUCAUCCAAGCGUAAGAGGAAACGCAAAGAGAAACGUCAAUCCCAAGAAAUGUUCGGCACGAAAGACAAAAAGAAGAAGAAAAAGACAAAGAAGAAGCGUAGGCGUUCUUCUGAUUCGAGUAGUUCCUCCUCCUCUUCGGAUAGCACUUCCGAUGACGAAAACGAAGAUCGCUCGAAAAGCAUCCGGGUAGCCAUGAGGAACAUGAAACAGGUGCAGUCAAUAAUGGAGGAAGACUUGUCCGCAAAAUGGAGCGUAUUGGAAAAGCUCGUUGACGAGCACAAAAAGAAAGAAGUUCGCGAUUCGGAGAAACGCGAUAUUCCCUCUCCACCUCCUCCCCCGAUGCCCGAAGACCCGCUCAUCAACCAGUGGAUGACUGUGUCGCAGCCUCCUGCCAAAGAGAAACAAAUGCUCGAGGAACUGAAGGACAGAAUGAGACAGAAGCAAGAGAAUGAAAGAAUUAGGCAAGCCGAAUUGGAGCAGAGGAGGAAGGAGAAGGAGCGGGAGGAAAGAGAGAAAGCAGAAAGGAGGAAGCGCGAGGAGAGAGAGGCCGCGGAAAUGGCCGAGAAAGAGAAAAGGAAGCGCGAGCAAGAGGACAUGGAGAGGAUCAGAGAUAAGGAGAGGAACCAGGUGAGGUUCAAGACGAACUAUAGGAGGAGGGGAUCUCCUUCAAAGAGCGGCGACGAGGAAGAGCAACGACAUGAGAAGUAUUAUAGACAGGAGAGUACUAGGCAUGGAAGAGACAGUGAGAGCCGCAGUAACUACAAAAGCCACAAUUCCCGAAGUCGCAGCCGGAGCGUAGAACGAAACAACAGAAAGAGUUCAGAAAGAAGCGGCGACAGAAAACAAGAAGAAAGCAACGGAAAAAGUAAAAAACCACCAGGUCCGCCUAGUUACAAGAAACUUCCAUUCAUCGGAAGGAUGCCUCUGUUCAAGAACAGAGUGAAGGCCUCUGAAGAAAAAGAAGAGAUCAAGAAGCAAUCCUACGACCAGCCCCGUCGGACGAGAUUCGAACCGGGAAACCUACCCAGAGCUUUCAUGCCUAAGCCGGAAGUGGUUUGUUUCCCGAAGUUGUCGUCGAUCCCACCUCUGAACAUUCCCCCACCGCCACCUGUUGUUACGCAGCCUGUUUUGGCUCCUGCGCCCCCAAAGAUCACUUACGACACGGAGAAAAACGAGACUGCCGUACCGAAAGCACCUCCCCCGCCAAAGAUAGAAAGUGAACCGCCGAAACCGGUGAACCUCAGCGAUGACGAAGUGCUUUACGGAACUGAGGGGGUCGAUCCGAGCACCAUGGGGCAGUAUUAUCAGUCGUAUGGUGGCAUGAUGUACCAGCAACAAGAUAUGUACCAUUAUGAAAAUGAAGAACCUAUUCCGCCUCCUCCCCCUCCUCAUCCCCACGGCAUGCCAUUGGAGCCUCCACCACUACCGCCAGAUGACGACUUGGCUUUGUUGGGAAUAUGCGCUGAUGAUAUGGCUGCACAAUCUUUUUAAGGCAUAAUUGCUUUUUAUUCUAAUUGAUUGCUGACAUGGAAGUGUUUUUGAUUUUGAUUUUUUUGACUUUAAAAAAUUAUACGUUUAUUAAGGAA
Molecule: messenger RNA, 3088 nt
Organism: Leptinotarsa decemlineata (Colorado potato beetle)
Lineage: Eukaryota; Metazoa; Arthropoda; Insecta; Coleoptera; Chrysomelidae
Biological process (GO): positive regulation of DNA-templated transcription; negative regulation of DNA-templated transcription
Cellular component (GO): nucleoplasm
Molecular function (GO): nucleic acid binding; zinc ion binding
Source: RefSeq, a predicted model, not a curated record